AUGGGAAAGCCAUACAGAGUAAAGGUCCGAUCUGGCCGAUCCAAGAGCAGGUUGCCAAAAGGCACAACGUAAGUUCGAUGCUACAAUAGGAAAUAAUAUACUGUUAUAGAUCAUCAAGCAACCCAACUGUUUCUCGAUUCCGAGAUCUCGCAAGGGCCCAGAGGGAUGCCCGAAAAGCCCCUUUGAUUGCUGUAGAUGACCGCGUGGAAUCUUUAAAUACGGGAGAAGAUCUGGUUUCAUAUGUUCCUAUUGUAAGUUUUCAUAUUUUUAUCAAUGAUGCGUUUAGAAUUCAAUGUCCAUCAAUGGAGACAGCAGCAAGUCGAUGAUCUCGGAGGGUGGUAUGUCUAGACUUACUUCCUUCACAAAUUGCACCAAUGCCACAUUUGCUGCCGUUCAUCGAGAAUGGAGAUCGGGCUCCCAUUUACAUUCGGAUGUGAUUGCUGUUCUUGCUGCCGUAGCUCAAGCAAUCAAAGAGAGAAACGGAUCUGAGACAGACGAAGAAUACUUUAUGGGUCUCUUGGCUAUUAUUGACGUUGCGCCUUUGGACGAAGUGGAAAAGUUAGCUGCUGCUUCUUAUUUGUUCUACCUUGUUAUUAAGAAGAUGCCGAAAGAAUAUUUGAUUCACAAUUUUGGAUACGUCAACCAGGUAGGGACUUUUAUUUUAAUUUUGUUAUUUUUAGGUUUUAUGUAACAAAAUAACGAAACUGGAAGGUCAAAAUGAGGCGGUUGGUGUCAAGUUCUUGUUGUCGGCAAUGGGACACCUUUUAAGAGCGAUGCCCUUGAGUACAUGGAAGCAACAAACAUUGAAGUAUGAUUGUUCUUUUUGUUUAUUUUACUUUUUUAGAAAUUCUAUUCUUCUGGUCAUCGUCUUCUCCGUUCAUGAUAAUCCUGCAGUCAGAACAAUCAGCAGAAAAGUGACAAGGAGUAUUUUGACUGACCCUGUGACCUGUUUUGAGACAGGAAUACAUCCUGCAGCUAAAGUUGCUGGAGAAAAGAUCUUGGCCGAUCUCUGCAAGGAAGCCACCCCAAUUGUUUUGACAAGAUUGCUUUGCCUAUUGGAAGGAAUCCUUCACAAACAGCCUGAAAUAAUCUUUACGUCCUUAACGUCUCAAGUGUUAGAGUUGGCCACAAAGGCUGAUCCAAUGGUAAAUAUUAGAAUCUUCACAUGGUUGUUUAUUUUUACUUUCAUUUUUAUUUUUUUAGGUACGUUGUGCGGCUCUUCAGUGUGUCCACAGAACCCUCCAGCGUCAACCAUCAGACUCGACCCUCUCAAUUCUCUCCAAUGAACGUCUCGUGGGUGUUCUUCGUUCCUUCCCCGUUCCCGCUGACACUGCCGUUUGUGCCUAUUGGCUUCAAGCUUUUGUUGAAUCUCACAUUUGUCUGGCUGCUAAAGAUCAGAUUAAGAACGAACACUUACUUGGGGAGAGUAUGGAAGUUGUUAUCCGCGCUUAUCAUCGAGGAGACGGUGCACUGGGAGAAACGAUCAAAGCAGGGGUCUCAAGAAUUAUCCAACGGUGCAUCCAACAGAACGCAAAGAAUGCCGUUAAGUGCUUACAAUUAUUGGACAUGGCUCUGUUGCCUAACAACACUGCUAGUUGGCAUUUCAUCUUACUGAAUAUUGCCGAGUUAUUCGAAGAAGCCGGGUCAGCUGUGAUGGGACGCGUAUUUGAUGCUACACUACAGACUUUAGCCGAAUUGAGAGAACGCGAUACUGCUCCUGGAAAACCCGAUGGGUUUUGUUCGGAGGAAAUCGAAGCCAUCUUUGGAGCCGCGGUCAGACAUGUUGAUUUGGAACGAGUCAUCAAAACUGUAUCAUUAGGUUUGGAUAUGGAUCAACCAGUUCUGGCUACGGGCUUUAAGAGAUCCUGGCUCUUGCUUGUUUUUAAAGGACACAUCAAAAGAGCUCCUCUAGCCAUCUUCACCAAGUUUUUCCUUCCGUUGGCCAUUUCGAUCCAUUCCCGUGUAUCGAGUCUGGAUGGGAUCACAAAGAAACUUUACACAAUCAUCGAGCACCAGAUCUGGGAUCUUUUACCAGGUUUUUUGUCUGCCCCGGUCGACUUUGAUCAGCUUAUUCAUCAGGUGGCCCCGAUCCUUGGAGCAGCUUUAAAUGAACGCCCUGACCUUCGACUGAGAGUUCUGGCGGGUAUUCGAGCAAUGCUAAAGUUUGUUUCGGGACCGGAUUCGAGUGAUGAAAGUGCCGAGAUUGUCAGAAGAUAUGCCAAAAACUUUUUGCCUUUGCUAUUUUUACAUUACACUACUGAAGCUCCAUCGGAAGAAGAGAAGCGACAAGUCGAUCACAGAGAGGUUCAAUUGUCAGCCCUGGAAACGAUUAGAUUGUAUAUUCCUUAUGUGCCGGACGAGUUAAUCGGCAAAUAUGCAGAUGCCGCCAUUCAGAAGAUCAACGAUGCAAACAGUUCGCAAGACCGAAAGGUAACCUUUCUGUGUUCAAAUUUAUAUUUUUAUGGCUUUAGUUAUUGUUAAUGGAUAUUCUCGUCGCGUUGACAAAGGCAGUGGAUUCCGACUAUGCAUUGAAGUUGUUCGAAACUAUAAAGCCUUUCUUCUCGGUUAAAACAAACCGACAGUCUUUGCAAAAGAAGGCUUACCGUGUGCUCUCGGAACUGUAUUCACGACUGAACGACUCUUCAUUACAGAUUUUUUUUGAAAAAUCCCAGACGUUUGUUGAAGAUUUGUUGGCCAAUGGAAAGGCUUCAGUUGCGCCGAGCAGUUGGGCUGCUCGACUUGUUGUCUUCAAAUCUGUAAGUGCAAUGUCGACUUAUAUUUAUAUUGUUUUAGAUCUUAAAUUCGCUGAAAACAGUUGAGGAAGUAAACAAAUUCACUGAAGUUGUCUUUGAUCAGGUUGUAAUGUGUCUGGAUAAGAGCAGAAGUCAAGCAGUCCGUCAUAACGCGGUUAAAUGCUUCCAGGACAUCGUCAGUUCCCUUCUUUUCUUUGGAAAUGAGAAUGAGUAAGUUAUGUUAGUUUGUCAUAAAUAUUUAAUUUUUUUAGAAUACACGCUAGUCAAGUGCUUGAUGGCCUUGUCACCAAGAUAUUUGAGUUCUCCGGAGUCAAAACCAGAAGUGAAAGCGAGCCUCUUGAGAAAGUCAGAGCUACCCUUAUCGCGUACAAUGUCUUGGCUCAAACUCAUUUAAAGGAUAUGAAUGCCGCCCUCACUGCUCAAUUCCUCCAGAAGACCUUCUUGUUUUUGAAAGAUCGCCGUUCUCCCAUCAGGGUUUUGGCCAUUCGAUUGAUCAGAAUUUUCUGCAAGAAGAUGCCGGAAUAUUCAUUCAGACAAUAUCAGGUAUAUUACCAUCUUUGUUCGUUUACUUUCUUUUAGGACUUAAUCUUGGAUAACAUUUUCAACUGUCAAACAGCCGAUGAAAACACAGUAAACGUGAGGAGAGCCAACAAAGUUUUGUUCACCCUACUUAUCGACAUCGUUGGGGUCGAAGUUUUAUGUAAAUAUGCGAAUAAACAACAAGGAUGGGGCAAGUUCCUGAGGAAAUUGGACAAGACGAGAAGGAAGAAAUUGGGUGAGAAUGACCUCCCAUCCAGCUCUAAGUCAACUGUAAAUGGAGAAGAUGAUGGAGUCACCGUUGUCUCCGAAUCGAGAACCAUCAAAGCAGAUUCUAUCUUCCAAUUACUGGAGGAUAGUGACGAUGAAGGUGAACGGGACACGGAGGAGAAGAUGGAAAGGAGAUCGGCGGUAUGGAUCAGGGAGAACGUGGACGAUGAAGAUGAUGUGGUCGAUCUGCUGGACAGGAAGUCCGUUCUCAACAAGAUUGUAAUGGAGAAACCCAAAGAGAAUAAAGAAGAGGAUAAGAGCAAGAAGAAGUCUCUCAAAGGCUUCAGAUUUGCUUCCGAUGGAAGAUUUGUGAUUGAUGAUGAAGAUCAGAGUGAUAAAAAGAAAAGAAAAGAUGACUUCAGUGACGAUGAUGACGAUGACGACCAAGAAAUGGAAAUGGAUGAAACCAAUAAAAGUAGAGUCUCGGUCUCCAAAACAAAGAGUAUUAUUGGCUCUGAGGUAAGCGAUUUAGCCCGUUUUUAUGAUUAAAACACGUUUUUUGAGAAUUUGAAGCUCUAUGAAGCGGUGUGGGGUGGAAUUUGACCCUAUGUUUUUUUUUUGAUAUUAUAUCGUCGCUAUUUUAUAUACGUCUACGAAGUUUUCCCCAAGUCUGCAUACCGGAAAUAAUGACAGUUCAAUUUCUGGGAAUAUACGGAAAAUGAGAGUAGGAAUGUUGGGGGAAAUGCACAGACAGGUAAUCUGGCCGCGAAGCUCCGCAAAAGUUUUUGCAGAUGGCCAAAAAAGUCCUUCCUCUAAUCACUCUUUGAUUUUUAAUACAAGUUAUAGGCCGUAUAUUCCCAAGAAUUCACACGUCAUUAUUUCCGUCAUGGUGACAUAAUUUCUUCGUAAAAACUUUAGAGGGGUGAUGUGGACUAUGUAGGCGACAAUAUAAGAUCAAAAAAUAGGAAACAUUUCUAGCGUACCCCUUGCUUCCAGACCUCGCGAAGUGUUUUAAUAACAAUUAUUAUUUUUAGGUGGCGUCUGAAUACACUACAGGAGGAAAAGGCAUUCAUCGGAACUUGAGAGGUACUCUCAAAGGUGGAGUAUCCAAGAAAUCUGAGAUCAGGGGAGGAAAAAAGGUGGAGCCUUAUGCUUAUAUUCCAUUGAGGCAGAAACACGGUCGGAAAGUGGGUAUUAAAAACGUUGUUAAAAACAGAAAAAAGAAAAAUUAG
Molecule: messenger RNA, 4732 nt
Organism: Bursaphelenchus xylophilus (pine wood nematode)
Lineage: Eukaryota; Metazoa; Nematoda; Chromadorea; Rhabditida; Aphelenchoididae
Source: the annotation of a GenBank genome assembly